Colletotrichum gloeosporioides is the source of this 975-nucleotide messenger RNA. RefSeq names its product Bifunctional nitrilase/nitrile hydratase NIT4. The record is from RefSeq and is a predicted model, not a curated record. Gene Ontology annotation, molecular function: catalytic activity. NCBI's taxonomy places the organism in Eukaryota, Fungi, Ascomycota, Sordariomycetes, Glomerellales, Glomerellaceae. The transcript is spliced from 8 exons. The coding region runs from base 1 to 975 and encodes 324 amino acids.
AUGGCAUCCACUCGUCCCAUUGUCAAAGUCGCAGCCGUCCAGGCUGCUCCCGUUUCCUUCGAUCUCGAAAAGAGUCUCGAAAAGCUGAGUAAGCUUACGGCGGAAGCCGCAGCGGCAGGUGCCGACCUCGUGGUGUUUCCUGAAGGAUUCUUGUCCGCUUAUCCUUGGAGAUAUGCUUUCGAUGCCACGAUUGGUGCACGGGAGCCUCGAGGGCGUCAAUGGUUUGCAAGGUACUUUGAUUCGGCCGUUGAAGUUCCUUCGCCUGCAUUCGACAUAUUGUCCGAGACAGCUCGGAAGCACAAUGUCCUACUGCAUGUUGGCAUUAUCGAAAAGGCAGGUGGCACGCUUUACUGCACCGCGGUUCUUCUUGACCGGGAGGGCAAAUUGGUGUACAAGCAUCGCAAGCUAAUCCCAACGGCUGCCGAGCGGCUGGUGUGGGGGCGAGGUUCCGGCGAUGGCUUGCAGGUCCAGCAAACUGAUAUCGGCAAGGUCGGAAGCCUGAUCUGUUGGGAGAACUACAUGCCGGCUGCGCGUAUGGCGUUGUACCAACAGGGCGUCGAGAUUUACGUCGCGCCCAAUGCCGAUGAUUUGCCCGCAUGGACAGCAUCGAUGCAGCACAUUGCCAAAGAAGGACGUUGUUUUGUUGUGUCAGUCAACUCUGUGUGCAAGGUUUCAGACUUUCCGUCCGACUAUCCGCCGUUUACGGCCGAGCACCCCGACCGGCGGCCGGACGGAGGGCAGUGGGAACCGGAAGACAUUGUCAACCACGGAGGGUCCUGCAUUGUCGGGCCGCUUGGAACAAUGCUUGCCGAGCCUGUGUGGGACAAGGAGGAAAUCGUCUAUGCCGACUUGAGAAUGGCAGAUAUCACAGAGUCCAGGCUUGACUUUGACCCGGUCGGCAGUUAUUCUCGGCCAGAUGUAUUUUCGUUGACGGUCAACACCAAGGCUGGAAUCAACGUGGCAUUUAGCAGCUGA